Arachis stenosperma is the source of this 2208-nucleotide messenger RNA. Its product is annotated as putative pentatricopeptide repeat-containing protein At5g47460. The transcript has a single exon. NCBI's taxonomy places the organism in Eukaryota, Viridiplantae, Streptophyta, Magnoliopsida, Fabales, Fabaceae. Gene Ontology annotation, biological process: RNA modification. The record is from RefSeq and is a predicted model, not a curated record. Gene Ontology annotation, molecular function: protein binding; RNA binding. The coding region runs from base 19 to 1809 and encodes 596 amino acids.
CAUAGCAGAGAGAAAGCCAUGCGAAGGUUUCUCUUCAAUGUAGCAAGAAAAUUCGAGAAGGCACAUCAUUCUCAUGCAUUUCCUUCAAACCUGGCAUAUAGCAGUAACACUAGUUUUGAUCAAACUAAUAUUAGCAUUGGACGUAGUAAUUUCAUGUGCGUAACUACCAUCAAUUCCCUUGUCCAUGGUGAAACCAAUACAGAGUUGGAGUUAUUUGAAGCAUCCAGAAUGUUCAAUUCUGGGACUAAACCAAAUGCAUAUGCUCUUGCUAACCUAGUAAGAGUUACUACUGACCUAGGCUCCUAUUCAUUUGGACAACAGCUCCACAGUUACAUUCUAUGUUCGGGGCAUUUUUCCCGCGUCUAUGUCUCCGCCUCACUCAUCAGAUUCUACGUGAAAAUGCACUUACUUGCUUAUGCUCACAAGGUGUUUGAUGAAACUCCUCAACCAAACGCUGUUUCUUGGAACACUUUGAUUUCCGGUUAUGUCCAAGCUGGCCAGUUUCUGAGAGCCUUGUGUUUGUUCAGGUGCUUAGGAAGGUCCGAGGUUUGUGCUGACGCGUUCUCUUUUACGUCUGCUCUCGCUGCUUGCGGCCACCUGAGCCUGUUCAUAUUGGGAAGGUCAAUUCAUUCUGUGAUUGUCAAAUUGGGCAUGCUUGAUGGCACUGUUGUUGCAAACUGCUUGAUUGACAUGUAUGGUAAAUGUGGGUUAGUUGAGGAUGGUGUCUGGGUUUUCUCUGAGAUUGUUGACAAGGACGUUAUUUCUUGGAAUUCAGUUAUAGCAGCAACUGCAAACAACGGAAACAUUCAACUUGCAUACAGGUUUUUGCACCUUAUGCCCAACCCUGAUACCAUUUCCUAUAAUGGGUUGAUAAACGGCAUUGCUCAUGUGGGGAAUAUAGAAGAUGCUGUUCAGAUUUUGUUAACUAUGCCAACUCCGAAUUCAUCUUCUUGGAACUCCAUAAUUACAGGGUUUGUUAAUAGGAAUCGAGCUAGAGAGGCUUUGGAUAUAUUCAGCAGAAUGCACUCAAGAAACGUGCAGAUGGAUGAGUUUACAUUUUCAAUCAUCUUAAAUGGACUUGCUAGUAUUGCAGCCUUAACGUGGGGAAUGUUGAUCCAUUGUUGUGCUAUGAAGUGUGGCUUAGAUACAUCUGUAGUGGUUGGAAGUGCAUUAAUUGAUAUGUACUCAAAAUGUGGGCAAGUGAAGCAUGCCGAAUCGAUCUUCCAUGAACUGCCUAACAGGAAUCUGAUAAGCUGGAACACUAUGAUGUAUGGCUAUGCUCGCAAUGGUGAUUCUGUACAGGUUAUUGAACUCUUUAAGAUGCUGAAAAUGGAAGGAGAUAUAAAACCGGAUCGCAUCACAUUUCUUAACCUUUUAUCAGCAUGUUCCCAUAACCAAAUUCCCAUUAAAGUUGCUAUUCAUUUCUUUGAAUCUAUGAUAAACGACCAUGGGAUCACACCAUCUGUUGAGCAUUGUUGUUCAAUGAUACGGCUGAUGGGUCAAAAAGGAGAGUUGUGGAGAGCAGAGAGGAUGAUACAUGAACUUGGUUUUGAGUCUCAAGGAUUAGUUUGGAGGGCUUUGCUUGGUGCUUGUGGAACACAGAGAGAUAUACAAGUAGCAGAAACUGCAGGUGCUAAGGUGAUUGAAUUGGAGAGAGAUGAAGAUUACGUUUAUGUGAAGUUGUCUAACAUGUAUGCAUCUUUAGGAAGAUGGGAAGAUGUGGAUGCAAUUAGGGGUCUCAUGAGUAAAAAACAAGUGCGCAAAGAAGCAGGUUCUAGUUGGAUAGAAGUUGAGUCUUGUAACACAUGAAUCCACAUCACAGGAAGGUAUCUUUCGGAUUUUCAGAAUAGUGAGGCUGUUUUACCCAGCCCUAAAUAUGGAUAUCUUUGUUCGGUGAUCUAGAAGAAAAAGUUGAGUUUGUCUUCAAGUGGGGCUCUCGUAGGAUGAUUAAUGAAAGCAUAGCAAAAGUAAAGAAAAUAAGACAUUGGAGGAUGCAAGAUGGUGUUUUAGGAAUGGCAAUGCAAGAGCAGGAAAUAGUAAAAUACAGUAGAACUUCAAUAUUGAAAAAAUUAAUCUUCCUGGGUACCCAACUCACCAUACUUUCUAAUACAAUCUCUCCCUUAACGCUUUGUUAUAUAGAUUAGAAUCAACAAGAGAAACAACUGGAAGAUGAACGAUCGUGUAUUCAACUUAAUUGAAAAAAGCACG